This is a messenger RNA of Bombyx mandarina (wild silkworm), 2992 nucleotides long. It is a transcript of the gene Octalpha2R, whose product is annotated as alpha2-adrenergic-like octopamine receptor. Gene Ontology annotation, biological process: G protein-coupled receptor signaling pathway. Gene Ontology annotation, cellular component: plasma membrane. Lineage: Eukaryota; Metazoa; Arthropoda; Insecta; Lepidoptera; Bombycidae. The record is from RefSeq and is a predicted model, not a curated record. Gene Ontology annotation, molecular function: G protein-coupled receptor activity.
CGCGGACGUCUCCUCACCAAGCCGACAAUUUUCGUGUAGCCUGCAGAUAUUAAAAAUAAAACAAUGUGUCUUUAAUUAACAUGUGCUUUAUUAGUGAGUGUGUGUGACCUUCGUCGGAUGUUGACAUGUACAACGCGUCACGGCAAUUGAGAAAAUUACCGGUUUAACACACGCGAUCUCAUAAUAAGAUGUUAAUGAAACAACAUUGAAUGGAACAGUUGUUUUUGUAACGAUAGAGCGAAGGCACGGAAUAAAGAUGUGAUUUCAAAAAAAAAAACCAGUGAAAUGAAAAAUACCGCCGAAAAAUACCGGUUUAGCGAGAGGCGGAAGUGCGCACGAUGACGUCACAAAUCCGGUUAAAUGACUGUAUAAAGUAAAUCUUGUGUUUAAUUGUGUUUAGCUUCUUUGUGUGUCGCGGUUUGCGCGUGUGUGCGUUUAGAAAAAUUUUAUAAUUUUUUUGCGAGUUUCCUUUUUUUGACCGGUUAAUUUUUAUUUUGAUAGCCGGUUAUUUUCUUUCGUCCGUAAAGCAAUAAUAGUUAAGGUUCGUAAUGCAAUAAUAUUCUAACUCGUAGUCGUAUUGUACAUUAAUAAUUAGAAUCGCGUAGUGUCGUUUACUGUAAAGUCGCUAAAACUCAGAGUUCGGUAAAACGGGUAAAGUAAUUUAAUGUAAAUAGUCGAUAUUAUAUAGGCGAUUCCGUUCUUGUAAGAGAUAGGUUUGGUUGAUCCGGUUUUUUUUUUUCGAUACGGACCAAAAAACCGGUAAACGGCGAAAACAAAAGAAUAAACCGGUAAAAUCGAAAAAUGGUGUCCAAUACCACGGUGCUCACCAGGACUACCAUGACCACACUCUUGAAUGGCACAUUAGGGCUGAACUCAACGUACUUGGUCCCCACGUAUAUGAGCCCUGAAGAGUUUUUGGCGCUGCAGAUGACAAACACCUCAGACGCUAACACGACCUUGAACGAAACGCAAGUAAACGUUGUCUUGAAGACGUGGUAUCCAAGUGGCUAUUCGCCGGCGCACAUCAUCAUAGCCUCAGUCGUAGUAACAGUGUUAAUGAUAAUGGUAGUCGUUGGCAAUAUGCUUGUUAUAAUUGCUAUUGUAACAGAGAAAGCAUUGAAAAACAUCCAGAACUGGUUUAUCGCGUCGUUAGCGGUAUCGGACUUCUUUCUCGGGCUGGUGAUAAUGCCGUUUUCGUUGGCGAACGAACUGAUGGGAUACUGGAUUUUCGGGUUCUGGUGGUGCGAGAUACAUUCGGCAAUGGACGUGUUGCUUUGCACCGCGUCAAUCAUGAACCUGUGCCUCAUUUCGUUGGAUCGCUACUGGAGUAUAACUCAGGCAGUGGACUACUUGAAGAAAAGAACACCAGCGAGGGCAGCGCUGAUGAUAGCAGCGGUUUGGCUAAUGAGUGCACUGGUGUGCAUUCCUCCACUCCUCGGUUGGAGAGUCAGCAGGCCACUAGAGCAGUUUCCACAAUGCAAGGUCUCAGAUGACAUCGGCUACGUGGUCUACUCAGCGCUGGGUAGCUUCUACAUACCGUCCUGCAUUAUGGUGUUUGUCUACAUCAGGAUAUACUACGCAGCGAAGGCCAGAGCGAGACGGGGCAUCAGAAAAAAUCCUCGACCGAGACCUAAUGAUCAGCAGACGAGUUUCAGUAGCGCUCCGAAGGGGACGCGGCCAAUGCCCACGACGCAUCCCAUGCCACAGUGCCAUCUAAGCACGAACAAUAACGGAGAGAGUCAGAUCUCGACCAUCGAAGCGCCCCAAGUGCAAAUACCUACGGUCACGUGCGAGCUGGCUUCUGAUAUAUCGACGAGCGAAGCAGGAGACGCAGCUCCACCUCCUCCUGACGAGAGAAAGGACACCUUGAAGGUAGUAACAUCAGCUCAAGUAACAAAAAAUCCACUCGCGUCCUGCCCACAUAGGAGUUCGACGCUAUCAGUGAACGGAGAACUGGCUCUGCAGCAGGCGAGGUGUAGAGCGCCCAGUGUCGCCAUCGACGCCGACAUGGUCUCCGAGAUGGAGCCCUCAUCAUCAGACUCAGGGGUCGUCAGUCGCUGCGGAGGCGUCAAACCAUUAAAGCUUCGUAUCUUCAAAAAGACCGAUAGAAGACAAGAAAAAUCUCAACCUCACAAAUCAGAAUUAGAACCAGCAUUACCCAAGCCGCACAAACCUCGUGACCCAGAAAGAGAAAAGAAAAGACUGGCCAGAAAAAAAGAGAAACGAGCCACUCUGAUCUUAGGUUUAAUUAUGGGCAGUUUCAUAGCUUGUUGGCUGCCAUUUUUCUUCCUCUACAUCUUAAAAGCCGCCUGCAGAAUCUGCGUGAUACCAUCAAGUGCUUUCGCCAUAGCGUUUUGGUUGGGGUACAUGAACUCGGUACUAAAUCCGGUCAUCUACACGAUCUUCAACAAGGAUUUUAGGCGCGCGUUUCGGAGGAUACUGUUCAAGUGAUGUUUGGCCUACCUGUGUUGCUACAGAUGUGUCGCCAACAGGAUAAUGUUGGCCCAGCAGCGAGCAACACCGGGUCUUUACAACGUGCGUUGAUGGUUUAAUUAAUUUCAGGACUAUAAAAGUGAUUUUAGGGGUGUCUGACCCUGGCCGGACCAUUUCUGUUUUCAACUAGAGCUUAUUUCUACAUGCCGCAUUGUAAUUGUAUAGCUCUCGGUGGAACCCGAGUUCGCCCGUCUAUCGGAAGAUAUUUUAACAUUUUUCUCUGAUACAAAAUUAAAAUUCACAGAGCAAUGGAUUUGUCAAUGUUGGACAAACACACAUCCAUUGCUGCGUGAAAGAACGAAAUUAUGAAUUUAAUUCACUAAUAUCGGGUACUAGCUACUAGGUACUAGUUGUACCAGGUAUUACUACUGGGUACUAGUACUAGGCACAUCUAGCACGUGCAGUUUUAGAUCCUGUAUUUAUUUUACAACUACUUCAAUUAUAAAUUUGUUUUUUUGUAGAUGAUCUUAGUUAAUAUGAUUCGAUUUCCAAAGAAGUU